AUGCCUCGCCAGUUCCCGAAGGUAACUCUGAGUGAGGCAGAGGAGGAGACUCAGCUGCUAGCAGAGAAAGUAUAUGCAUCUGCGUUAAAGGAAGAAGACAACAAGGAUGCCUUAUCAAUGUUUACCGUGCCAGAGGACUGCCCGAUUGGCCUCCAGCAAGCAAUGGAACAUGAACUGCUUAAGGAGCUGGCAGAGCAACAGUCAGAGGAGACUACCAAGAGGAAGAAAAGCUUGAAGAUGAUUCGUUCCCAGUCAAUGUCCCUGCAGAUUCCAAUGAAUACAGAUUGGACGCGGUCAGUAGCUGUUACACCGUUCUUGUCCCCCAGCUCCACCUGUUCAUCAGUGCCAGAAAACUGCCCUGAUUACCAGAGGGUCACAAUAAGUGGGGAUUACUGUGCUGGAAUCACUGUGGAGGACUAUGAACAGGCAGCCAGAAGUCUGUUUAAGGCCCUGCUUAUUCGUGAGAAAUACUCAAAGCUAGCCUAUCAUAGAUUCUGCAGAACCACAGCCCAUUUCCUCCGCAGAGCUGAGAGCAUGAGAUGGAGCGAGGAAGAUGAAGUUCUACCAGAUAUGUGCCCAUGUCCAUCAGACAGGGAUGAUCCCUACAGCAUGGAGAACAUCCCUGAGAACCUGAACUAUGAACUGAAAAUGAAGGACGGAAUAGUGAAUGUGUAUGACAAUGCAGAGGCUCUGCGGGAAAACAAUCCCCAUGACCUUCCUUACCCAGACUUGGAGACUUUUGCCAUAGACCUCAGUCAUGUAUUGGCAAUGAUUGCAGAUGGACCAACGAAGACCUACUGUCACAGACGACUAAAUUUCUUGAGUUCGAAGUUCUACCUCCAUGAGAUGUUGAAUGAGAUGGCUGAGCUAAAGGAACUGAAAAGUGUGCCGCACAGAGAUUUCUACAAUGUUAGGAAGGUGGACACACAUAUUCAUGCAGCUGCCUGCAUGUCUCAGAAACACCUGCUGACCUUCAUCCAGAAAACAUAUAAGACUGAUGCAGACCAUGUGGUUUUGGAAAAGGCUGGACAAAAGAUGACUCUAAAGCAGGUUUUCCACAGCCUCAAUAAGGACCCCUAUGACCUUACUGUGGACUCCCUGGAUGUACAUGCUGGGAGACAAACUUUCCACCGGUUUGAUAAGUUCAAUUCAAAAUAUAACCCAGUGGGAGCCAGUGAACUCAGAGAAAUCUUCCUGAAAACAGACAACCUCAUUAAUGGAGACUAUUUUGCUCGUAUCAUAAAGGAAGUGGCCCAUGACCUGGAGGAGAGUAAGUAUCAGCAUGCAGAGCCGCGCCUGUCCAUCUACGGACGCUCUCCAGAGGAGUGGGACAGUCUGUCUAAGUGGUUCAUUCAUCACAAAGUGCACUCUCCAAACAUGAGGUGGAUCAUUCAAGUGCCCAGAAUAUAUGACAUUUUCAAGUUGAAGAAGCUGGUACCUAAUUUUGCCAAGAUGCUGGAGAACAUAUUCCUUCCUCUGUUUGAGGCCACUGUAAACCCACAGAAGCACAAAGAACUUCAUGUUUUCCUCAAAUAUGUGUCAGGCUUUGACAGCGUGGACGAUGAGUCCAAACACAGUGAUCACAUGUUCUCCUUCAGGAGCCCAAAGCCAGAACAGUGGACUGCAGAUAAUAACCCUCCCUACAGCUACUACAUCUUCCACAUGUAUGCAAACAUCAUGGUCCUCAACAACCUCAGAAAAGAGCGUGGACUGAGCACUUUCCAGUUCCGUCCCCACUGCGGAGAAGCUGGAUCAAUCACUCAUUUGGUCUCUGCUUUCGUCACCACUGACAACAUCUCACAUGGACUCAACUUGAAGAAGAGCCCUGUGUUGCAGUACCUGUACUACCUGGCCCAGGUGCCAAUCGCAAUGUCUCCACUCAGCAACAACAGUCUGUUCCUGGAAUACUCCAAAAAUCCUCUCAGAGAGUUCCUGCACAAAGGCCUGUGUGUCUCCUUGUCCACAGAUGAUCCCAUGCAGUUCCACUACACCAAGGAACCACUGAUGGAGGAGUACGCCAUAGCUGCUCAGUUGUGGAAGCUCAGCACUUGUGAUGUGUGUGAAAUAGCCAGGAACAGUGUGCUGCAAAGUGGACUGUCUCACCAGGAAAAGAUGCACUUCUUAGGAGUGAACUAUCUAAAAGAUGGACCUGAAGGAAACGAUAUCCGUCGGACCAAUGUCGCCCAGAUCCGCAUGGCCUACAGACACGAGACACUGUGCAAUGAACUUAGCUUCAUAGUCGAUGCUGUGAAGUCUGAUCUGGUGAAUGAGUAAAAUGGACCUCACAUUAGAUUGAAUCCAAGCAUGCUGAGCUCCCAGUUACCGCCAUUUACUUUUAGCUUGAAAAUUGGCACUGAGUGACCAUAUUGAUUAAACAAAGACAAAUGAGAAGAGAAAAUUAGCUGCUCACAUAUUCAUAACAAAGGAGAUUGGUAAAGUGAAGAUGCAUGACUUGGAUGACUGAUAGCACUUUGGUUCUCAAAGGGUCGAGAGCUCGAUGUGUAAAGCAGAAUUACACGUUUGUCAUCACACAAACCCACUAUGUAUAAACAACUGUACCUUACACUCCAUUUUGUGGUAGGGGUAUGUCAUAGAAACUGUUUGAAAGUUUUUCAGGUACUGUAUACACUGCACAUCAGACAUACGAACACUUGAGAGCUUUGCACAAUGUUAGUUCAGACAACUCUGACAACUGAUGGAGGAUGUCUGGGACAUUUCCUCUGUCUCUCCCUAAAUAGCUUGUUUCAAGAGGUUUCAGUGAUUUUUUUCUUUGGGAAAGAUAUUGACAUAAGAAAGAUUAAGAAG
This is a messenger RNA of Seriola aureovittata, 2805 nucleotides long. RefSeq names its product adenosine monophosphate deaminase 3a (gene ampd3a). The record is from RefSeq and is a predicted model, not a curated record. Gene Ontology annotation, biological process: IMP salvage; AMP metabolic process. The coding region runs from base 1 to 2274 and encodes 757 amino acids. The transcript is spliced from 14 exons. Gene Ontology annotation, cellular component: cytosol. Lineage: Eukaryota; Metazoa; Chordata; Actinopteri; Carangiformes; Carangidae. Gene Ontology annotation, molecular function: AMP deaminase activity.